AUGGCGAAACUAUAUUUAUAUGUUGGUGUGUUAAUAUUAUUUGGUUCGGUUACGGCCAAUAUUGAUGAUGGUGAUGUUGUUGAUACGGAGGAUAUAAACCCACUUGGAGUCCUACAAGAAGCCCACGAUAAAGAGCGUGACGAACGUGGCAUCUUUGAUGUUUUCAAAAAGGAAAAGGCACCUGUAGCAUCACCACCUGUCAAUACGGGCUAUGGCUAUAAGGCUUCUUACAGCAGCUCAUAUGGCGGUAGCACUGGUGGCGGCGGCGGUAGUGCCAGCAGCUAUGGUACCUAUGGCCUAAGUGAACUAUUACCAGAAUUGUCAUUGAGCCUGGGAGGUGGUGUCGGUGGUGGCAGUGUUAGUAGUUCUGGUUAUGGUGGUAAUACCGGUUAUGGUUAUAAAACCAGCAGUGUAAAGACCAGUUCAUUCCUCAAUGCUGAACGUGUUCUCCAGCUGCCCAAAUAUGGCAGGUGUAUGGCCUAUACCCUACCGGCCAAUGUAAUGCAUAAGUGUCGCAAUGAUCAAUGUGAGGUAUCGUGUCCAUCAUUCUAUACCUUCCCCAAUGGUAAAACUAGUUUGAAAAUGGUCUGCAUUGGUGAUUCAUGGAUAAUACGUGAUUCGGAAUAUGUUAGUGUACCGCCAUGCCAGGCCACGUGUAAUCCACCGUGUCAAAAUAAUGGUAUCUGUAUUGAGGCUGGUAUUUGUAAGUGUCCAGAAAAUUAUUCCGGACCAUUGUGUCAGAAUAAGAAAUCGGUAUGUGCUGCCAAGGUGCCCGUGCCCAAAAAUUCCAAAGUUAGCUGUAUGAAUGGUAUUUGUAAUGCUGAGUGCUUCCGUGGUUUCCAAUUUCCCGAUGGCAGCUCGAUUACCAAUAUUGAGUGUAUCAAUGAUCAGUGGAUUCACAAGAAAACCGGCAUGGUCAAGCCCCCAGAUUGUGGACCAAUUUGUGAUCCUCCCUGUUCGAAUGGUGGCCGUUGUAUUUCCUUCAAUGUCUGCCAGUGUGCCAAAAAUUAUCGCGGUGACCAUUGCCAGUUUAGCAUUGGCGCCUGUAAUGUUACCAAAACCAAUUUCAAUGGCAACUACAAAUGUGCCUAUGACAAUGAAGUGGCCAAGUGUACCUUUAUGUGUCCCGAAGUUCCUGGCCUGAAGGUAGAGGGUGGUCGUUUGGAUGUUGAAUAUAAAUGCAAAUAUGAUGAGGGUGUAUUCUAUCCUCAACCCUUGCCCAAGUGCAUCUAUCCCAAGGGUUAUACCAUUCAUGCCGGUUCGAAAACAUCACAUUACACUCAACAACAAUCGUAUAUGGGAGCUGGCAGCAGUGGUGGCGGCAGCUUUGGUUAUCAAUAUAUGACCGAACGUGAGAAGAUUUUGGCAAUUGUUGCCAAAUACAAGGAAUAUGAUAUGAGGAGUGAAUGGUGGUCCUCAGAGGAAACCAAUGUAAUACCCAGCAGCUAUUCGUUGUAUGAAACCAUUGAUGUCAAUGUAAUGUUGGAUCGUACACCCAAGCCAGCAUUCUGUACCACCUGGGGUGGUAUCAACAUGAAGACCUUCGAUGGUUUGGUAUUCAAGGCUCCCUUAUCCUGUUCUCACACUCUCAUCAAUGACAAACAAGAUGCCACCUUUGAUGUUACCCUCAAGGGUUGUCCCUAUGGUUCGGGUUAUGGCUGCUCUCACACAUUGGUGGUCUACUGGCAAUCCAUUUUGUAUACCUUUAAGAAUCAAAACGGCACAAUUGUCAUGGAGACACCCACAAAACGCCUCCCCAUACCGGUACAGGUAAUGGGCAUGAAAGUCAUUCCAGUGGCUCAACAUUUACAAAUCGAUUUAGAAUCGGUUGGUUUGAAAAUCGAUUGGGAUCGUCAUCAAUAUGUGGGUAUCCAUGCCAGUCCGGCAUUGUGGGGUCGUGUUGGUGGCCUCUGUGGUUCCUUGGAUGGUGACUAUAAAAAUGACCUGAUGACAAAAAUGGGUAAAGUUGCUGCCACCGUUAAAUCAUUUACCGAUUCAUGGCGUGUUGAAGAUACUUCGGAAUUGUGCACCAUGGAAAAUAGUGCGGAAAUAGAAUUUGAUUCGAAAAAUUGUAGUCCCAGCAAGCGGAAGAAGGCCAUUGAAGUUUGUGAACGUUUGUUGACCAAUGAAAAGCUGAGUGAAUGCAUCAAGCCUUUCAACUUCGAGGCGGUAAUGAGGACAUGCGUGGAUGAUUACUGCAAUUGUCCCAAUCAAGCCCAUCCGGAAACAUGUAAUUGUGAUGCUUUGUCGAUGCUGGCCAAGGAAUGUACCUUUAAGGGUAUUAAGCUGGAACAUGGUUGGAGAAAUUUGGAAAUAUGUCCCAUUAGUUGCGGUUUUGGUCGCGUCUAUCUGCCCUGCGGUCCUGAUGUAGAACCCACCUGCGAAUCCGCCGUUACCCCCACCAAGGGUAAAUGCAACGAAGGUUGUUUCUGUCCCGAAGGCACUGUACAAUACAAGGAUGCCUGUAUCACUCCCGAAUUGUGUCCCUGUAAUAUGCGUGACCGUGAAUUUAAACCGGAUACCACCAUUAAGAAACAAUGUAACACCUGUACCUGUAAGAGUGGUCAAUGGGAAUGUACAGAUAAAUUGUGUGGUGCUCGUUGUGGUGCCAUUGGAGAUCCUCAUUAUCAGACAUUCGAUGGUAAACGUUUCGAUUUUAUGGGUAAAUGUUCAUAUUAUCUACUGAAGACUUUGAACCUUUCCGUGGAGGCCGAGAAUGUUGCCUGCUCGGGAGCUAUAUCGGAAAAUUUGAGUUUUGAGGCUGCAGAAAAUCCUUCGUGCACCAAAUCGGUUACAGUGAAAUAUGUCCUGAAGAAUGGCAUCCCUACCACAAUUAAAUUGGAUCAAGGUCUGGUGGCAUUCGUCAAUGCCAAGGAACAAAUGAAAUAUCCUAAAGUUUUGGGUGACCGCGAGGUUUUGAUACGUAAAGUGAGUUCCUCGUUUAUGACAGUUGAAUUCCCUGAUGGUAUUCGCAUAUGGUGGGAUGGUGUUUCGCGAGUCUAUAUUGAUGCUCCACCUUCGUAUAGGGAAAAAACUUCGGGUCUCUGUGGUACCUUCAAUUCGAAUACCCAAGAUGAUUUCCUAACACCGGAGGGUGAUAUUGAAACUGCCGUUGAGGCAUUUGCCGAUAAAUGGCGUACCAAGGAUACUUGCGAUUAUUUGGGGCACACUUCGAUAAAUCCUCAUCCCUGCACCGCCCAUCCCAAUAAAAAGAAGGAGGCUGAGAAAUAUUGCGCCUGGCUUUUGGAUGAUAUUUUCCAAGAUUGUCACUGGACUGUGGAUACCGAAAAGUUCUAUGAAGAUUGCUUGUAUGAUGUGUGUGCCUGUAAGGAGGAACCGGCCAAAUGUUUCUGUCCCAUUCUUUCGGCCUAUGGAGCGGAAUGUAUGCGUCAGGGUAUUAAGACCGGCUGGCGCAUGGCCGUCAAGGAAUGUGCUGUGAAAUGUCCAUUGGGACAAAUUUAUGAAGAAUGUGGUGACAGCUGUGCCCUGACCUGUGAAGAUUUGGAGACCAAGGAUACCUGUGCCAAGGAAUGUGUUGAAGGUUGUCGCUGUCCUCAUGGCGAAUAUUUGAACGAUCAGAAUGAGUGUGUACCUCAGAGUAAAUGCCACUGUACCUAUGAUGGCAUGACAUUCCGCCCUGGCUAUAAGGAAGUGAGACCUGGUUCAAAAUUCUUGGAUUUGUGUACCUGCAUCAAUGGUCUGUGGGAAUGUGAAGAAGCCGAACCCGAUGAUGAGAAGAAAUAUCCACCCUCCUCUGAGUUGCGGGCUGAAUGUGCCAGCCGCCCCUAUGCUGAAUUCACCAAAUGUGUGGCCAAGGAACCGAAGACUUGCAAAAACAUGCACGAAUACAAGGCCGAUUUGGAUGAAUGUGUGCCUGGCUGUCAGUGCAUGGAGGGCUAUGUGUAUGACACCGCUUUGAAAAUGUGCGUUUUACCCGAAAAAUGUUCCUGUCAUCAUGGCGGCAAGAGUUAUAGUGACGGCGAACAAAUGAAAGAAGAUUGUAAUACAUGUGUGUGUCAAGCUGGUAAUUGGAAAUGUUCAUCGAAUGGCUGUGAAUCCACAUGUUCGGUAUGGGGUGAUUCGCAUUUCACUACAUUUGAUCAGCAUGACUUUGAUUUCCAAGGAGCCUGUGAUUAUGUCCUCUCAAAGGGUGUGGCCAGUAAUGGUGAUGGCUUUACCAUUACCAUACAGAAUGUGCUGUGCGGCACAAUGGGUGUUACCUGUUCAAAAUCUGUGGAAAUUGCAUUGACCGGUAGUGUUCAGGAUACAUUGAUAUUGGCCAGUGAUGCUUCGUAUUUGGAUAUACCAAAUAGAUCGACCAUAAAUAAAAUCCGCGACACCAUUAACUCCAAAUCCCAUAGUGCCUUUAAUGUCUACAAGGCCGGCGUCUUUAUUGUGGUCGAAGUGCUACCUUUGCAUUUACAAAUUAAAUGGGAUGAAGGUACCCGUGUCUAUGUGAAAUUGGGCAAUGAAUGGAAGAACAAAGUUAGCGGCCUGUGUGGCAAUUACAAUGACAAUGCCAUGGAUGAUAUGCAAACACCGUCACAAGCGCUGGAAACAAGUCCUUUGACUUUUGGCCAUUCGUGGAAGGUGCAACAGUAUUGUGCUAUGCCAACGAUACCGAUUGAUGCCUGCAAACAACAUCCCGAACGUGAGACGUGGGCUCAAUUGAAAUGUGGUAUCUUGAAAUCGGAUCAUUUUAAGGACUGCCAUUCUGAAGUGCCUGUUGAAAAAUACUUGAAACGUUGCAUAUUCGAUACCUGUGCCUGUGAUCAAGGUGGCGAUUGUGAAUGUCUUUGUACAGCUGUUGCAGCCUAUGCUCAUGCCUGUUCGCAAAAGGGCAUACAGAUUAGAUGGCGUACACCACACUUCUGUCCCAUGCAAUGCGAUUCCCAUUGCUCCGAAUACAAGUCAUGUACCUCGGCUUGCCCUGUUGAAACCUGUGACAACUUCCUGAUGCAGAGUGGUGAACAGAUGUGUAAGAAAGAAAAUUGCAUUGAAGGUUGUCAAAUCAAACCAUGCGAGGAGGGUUUCAUCUAUUUGAACGACACCUAUAAGGAAUGUGUACCAAAAUCGCAAUGUAAACCAGUUUGUAUGCUCAAGGAUGGGAAGACCUUCUAUGAGGGGGAUAUCACAUAUCAGGAUGACUGUUCGACAUGUCGCUGUUCAAAGAAGAAGGAAAUCUGUAGUGGUGUUAAAUGUGUCGAAGAGGUUGUUACAGAAAAACCAGUUGUUAUUGAGGGAACCACAGCUGCACCACUUAAGACCGAGGAGCAACCCAAGUGCAUUAAGGGUUGGACCCGUUGGUUCGAUGAGGAUCCCUAUCAUUCGAAUAAUGUCAUCCGUUUGGAUGACAGUGAAAAAUUACCACAUUAUAAUCAUUCCGAAAGUAUUUAUGGUACAUGUAAAAAAGAAUUUAUGACCAAGAUCGAAUGCCGAGUGGUGGGUACCCAUGAGUCGUCUGACAUUAUGAAUGAAAAUGUUUUCUGCAAUCUACAAAAUGGUCUAAAUUGUGUGGGUAAUUGUCACGACUAUGAGAUUCGUGUGUUCUGUCAAUGUGAUGCUGAGCCUACGAUCACACCCAAACCUACUGAGAAACCCGAAAUUGGCUUGGCUUGUGAUAGUGUGAUUGCGGAAUAUAAGGAAUAUCCUGGAGAUUGUCAUAAAUUCUUGCAUUGUCAACCGAAAACCGAUGGCAGCUGGCAUUAUGUCGAAAAGACCUGUGGCGAUACGAUGAUGUUUAAUCCCAUUAUGAAUAUUUGCGAUCACAUUAGCACUGUGCAAGAAUUGAAACCAAUGUGUGAUGAUAGGCCAGGAGAGGUAAUACCUCCCUCACAAUGUCCACCUGGUCAAGUAUGGUCGGAAUGUGCCAAUCAAUGUGAACGUAGCUGUCACUAUUAUGGAAUGGUCCUAAUUAAACGUGGCCUCUGCAAAGAGGGUGAACUCUGCAAACCUGGCUGUGUCCCCGCCAGUCGCCCUGAAUGCCCUGAUGGUAAAUAUUGGCGUGAUGAAAACACUUGUGUUGAGGCUGAUGCUUGUCCUUGCAUGGAUAAAACGGAAAAAUAUGUCCAGCCUCAUAUGCCAUUUGUGGGAGAAUGGGAAGUUUGUCAGUGUUUGGAUAAUGCCUAUACAUGUUUGCCCAAUAGAAUUGAGGAAGUCCCCACAGAACCACCAUCAGAGCCAGAACCAGAGGGUGUUACCGUCUUUCCUGUUACAGUUUCACCACCCAAGAAGUGUAAUCCUGAAUUUAUGGUUCCUGUCAUUGAUGGUGAUGAACCAUUGCCAGAUUCCAUUUUCAAGGCCAGUACUUCAUUGGGUCCCAAGUAUGUUCCCGAAUUUGCUCGUCUUACGGAUAGCCAUUUGGAGAAGACAGGCGCUUGGUCUCCCAUGAUCAAUGAUCAAAAUCAAUAUUUGGAAAUUGAUUUGCCUCAUCCUGAACCAUUGUAUGGUGUUGUUAUGGCCGGCAGUCCCGAUUUUGAUAAUUAUGUGACAUUGUUCAAGGUAUAUUAUAGUCACGAUGGUGUAGCAUAUCACGCCCUUACCGAUGAAACGGAUAAACCACAAUUAUUUAAUGGUCCACAAGAUCCACGUACCCCGGCCAAGACACUCUUCAAAAUUCCCAUUGAGGCGAAAUCUUUGAAAAUUUAUCCUCUCAAAUGGCACAACUCCAUUGCAAUCCGUGUUGAACUUUUGGGUUGCAACCAUGCCGAAGUUACCACCUUGAAACCACAGACUACACCCUUCACCGAACAUCCCAUUCACGAUGAAGAUGGAAUCGAAUGCAAGGAUAAAAUGGGUGUAGAAAAUAAUGAAAUGAGUCCGAAGCAAGUGGAGGCCAGUACAGUGUGGCGUUUACCCAAACCGGCUAAGAAACCAAGGCUGAUAGAUUUAUUGAAACUAUCCUCACCGGUUGGUUGGCGUCCAGCUCUGAAUACACCUAAUGAAUAUGUUGCAUUUGAUUUCUUGGAGCCACGUAACAUUUCCGGUUUCAUCACCAAAGGUGGUCCAGAUGGUUGGGUAACGGGCUACAAAGUUAUGUUCUCCAAGGAUAAAUUAGUAUGGAAUAAGGUAUUAGAUGUUGAUGGUCUACCGCGCAUAUUCCCCGGUAAUCAUGAUAAGGAUACGGAACAGACAAAUUACUUUAAGACACCGAUUUUGACACAAUAUAUUAAAUUGGUGCCCGCUAAAUAUGAACAUAAUAUUAAUAUGCGUGUGGAACCUUUGGGCUGUUUCGAGAAAUAUCCCAUCAUCAAUGAAAAUAUUGUCGAAGUUGAAACACCAAAACCAAGCAAAUGUUUGGUUUGCGAGGGUAUUGUUGACUCCUCCACCACAGAUGGCAAUUGCAAGUGUAAGGAUAACCUCUUCUGGGAUGGCAAUAAAUGUGUGCACAGCAAUAUGUGUCCCUGUGUGGAGAACUAUAUACCCUAUCCCAUUGGUUCGUCCUUUGAGAAUAAACUUUGCGAAGAAUGUACUUGUGUUUUGGGUGGCCAUAGCAGCUGCAAACCCAAGAAGUGUCCACCAUGCAAGGAACCCGAUCAACGUCCCAUUGUCGGAACUGGUUGCUAUUGUAAGUGUGCACCUUGUCCCAAACAUCAGAAGUUGUGUCCUUCCAGUGGUGAUUGUAUUGCUGAGACUUUGUGGUGUAAUGGUAUUAAGGAUUGUGCCGAUGAUGAAGAUGCCACCUGUUCGAAUGUCAUACAUGUUAAUAAUAAACCCAAUGUGACAAUUACAGAAAGUAAGAAUACCAAGGAAGUCAUUAGCUGUCCCGUGCCUGAGUGUCCACCCAAAAUGAAGAUGAAAAUCACUGAAAAGAAACAAAGGAAAAUGUCCAGCAUGUUCUCUUCCACUUUCACCAAAAAGGUCACAGUUAAGCGUGAUGAAGACGGCAAAGUCACAAAGACUAAAGUUAUCACUUCAUCGGAGGAAUUCUUGGAACGUCCAUCACAUGAAUUGGAAAUUGUCAAGGAGGAGGAUUGUGCUGAAUUCACAUGUGUUCCGAUUAAAGAAGUUGUUGUGCAGAAAAAUGUUACCAAAUCUUGUCCACCACCUGUAUGCCCAGAAAACUAUGUUGUCGAAUUGGAUAUGUCUUCGACUAAGCCUGGCGAUUGUCCACCCUAUACAUGCGUCUUGAAGCCUAGCAAAGAUGAUUUCUGUGAAAUUAGCGGAAAAAUCUUUAAAACUUUCGAUGGUACCGAAUUCAAUUAUGAGACAUGUAGUCAUAUUUUGGCUCGAGAUUUAUUGAAUUCGUCUUGGAUAAUAUCAGUUCACCUGGAGUGUACGGAUGAAACCCGCAAAGUAUGUCGUAAGACCAUAACCAUUAAGGAUACCGUUCGUGAUGCCACAUUGAUUGUGAAACCCCGUAAACGUUUAAAUUUCAAUGGUUUCGAUUAUACGGUACAGCAACUGAUUAACUCGCCGAUUUGUAAGGCUUCGUUUAUCGUGUCACAAGUUGGUGACACGGUUAUGGUGGUCUCAUCCGAACAUGGUUUCUGGGUUCGUUAUGAUGAUAUUGGCUAUAUACGCAUUGGUAUUUCUUCGAAAUUCAUCAAAACUGUUGAUGGUCUGUGUGGUUACUAUGAUGGUAAUGCUAGCAAUGAUAAACGUUCGCCCGAUGGUACGCUAUUGACGAAUACAGCUAAAUUUGGUGACAGCUGGUUUGACAACAAAACACCCAAGGAUCAAUGUUAUCCACAGACAUGUCCAUUGAAAAUGCGUACACAAGCAUUGACAUUGUGUAAUUCCAUUAAGUUUGAUGAAUUCAUCAAUUGCAAGAAAUCUGUUAGCUACAAACAAUUCGCCAGUAAAUGUAUUGAGACAACUUGUGAAUGCUUGCGGGUCCACAAUGGUGAUGUAAAGAAAUGUCGCUGCAAUCUAAUGGAGGAUUAUGUCAAACAAUGUCUUUCUGUUAGUCCCAAUGUGAAAUUGGAUACCUGGAGAGCCAAACAUCAAUGUGAAAUUGCCUGCCCUGCACCAUUUGUCCACUCGGAUUGUUAUAAGCGUCGCUGCGAACCUUCAUGUGAUACUUUGAAUACCGAUGAUUGUCCCGUCAUAUCGGAUGUUUGCUUUUCGGGUUGUUAUUGUCCUGAGGGUACUGUACGCAAGGGUGAAACUUGUGUCCCCAUUUCCGAGUGUAAGGAUUGCGUCUGCGAUACAAUAGGAGCCAAGAAAUAUUUCACCUAUGAUCGUAGAGAAUUCAAAUUCAAUGGCAAUUGUACUUAUUUGUUGUCGCGUGAUAUUGUCCUGCCCGGUGUUCAUACCUUCCAGGUCUAUGUCAACAUGGAGGAUUGUCGUAAAUUGGGUAAACUCAACGCUCCCGAACAUGCAAGCUGUGCCAAAUCGCUGCACAUCCUUAAUGGCGAUCAUCUGAUACAUAUACAACGUGAUCCAAAGAAAUCAAAGCAAUUGCAGGCCAUUGUCGAUGGCUUCAGUGUUAAGAAAUUACCAUAUAAGGACACAUGGAUUAAUUUGAAGGAUAUACCCGGCAAGGAACUGGUACUCAGUUUAACUGAAGCCCAAGUUGAAUUUAAGGCUGACUUUGAUGAUUUGAAAUUCUCUCUUGGUGUGCCGAGUGUCAAAUAUGGUGGUAAAUUGGAAGGUUUAUGCGGUGAUUGUGAUGGUAAUCCCAAUAAUGAUUUGCAACCAAAUCCCGCCAAAAAGAAGAAGAAGGGAGGUAAAAAGAUUGGCAAAGAAUUGGUCGAUGUCAUUGAUUCAUGGAAGGCCGAUGAACCUAAAUUGGGGGUAGAUGCAGAUGAGUGUUUGAGUGAGACUCACAAGGAAGAUGAAUGCUUACCAUUGUCACCAGAGAAAGAUCCUUGCAUGUUGUUGUUCCAUGAUAAUAUCUUUGGUAAAUGUAAUAUGAUUGUGGACCCACUGCCUUACAUAUCCACAUGCCAACAGGAUUUGUGUAAACCGGGUAAUGAUCAAAAGGGUUCCUGCGAAUCGUUGGCUGCCUAUGCCAAGGAAUGUGCCAAACAUGGAAUAUGCUUGGACUGGCGUAGCCCCAAUUUGUGUCCAUAUGAUUGUCCAUCUGAUAUGCAUUAUGAGUCGUGUGGCUGCACCAAGACCUGUGAUACCUUGGAACGCCUCAAUGAAUUCCAAGCUGUCAACAUUAAUACCAAUACCAUGGUUAAUACCCUGGAUACCGAUGAUAUGUGUUCACCCAGUGAACGUUAUGAGGGUUGCUUCUGUCCACCACACAAAGUAAUGGAGAAUGGUAAAUGUAUUAGCGAGGAGCUGUGUGUAAAAUGUGAAGAUCCUGAACGUAUGCCUGGCGAGAGAUGGCAAAAGGAUAAAUGUACCGAAUGUUUGUGUGAUAAACAGGGUAAAACUCAAUGUAUGGAACGUAAAUGUUUGGUCGAAGAGAAUAUCUGUGCCGAAGGAUUUGUCCAGCAGAAGAUAGCCAACACGGAGGAUCAAUGUUGUCCACGCUACACAUGUGUCCAGGAACCCAAACAGCCACCACGUGAGGACUGUUUGGCACCAUUGAUGCCCAUUUGUGGUCCUGGCCAGUUUAAGAAGGUUAAGACCGGACCGGAUGGUUGUCCUCAGUAUAUUUGUGAAUGCAAACCCAAAGAAGAAUGUGAACCUCUGACCGAACCUUCGGCUCUGAAACCUGGUGAAAAAUUGGUUAAGGAGGAAGCUGGCUGUUGCCCGACACAGAAAAUUGUAUGCGACAUUUCUCAAUGUCCCAAGAAACCUGAAUUCUGUAUUGAAGAAUUCUAUGAAGUCUUCACGAAACAUGAACCCAAUGACUGCUGUCCCAUCUAUUAUUGUGCUCCACCCAAGGAUGUUUGUAUUGUUGAAGAUGGUCCUAAUCAGAAAUACACUAAGAAGAUUACCGAUAUAUGGACUGAUCCUAAAGAUCCAUGCAAUAUUCUACAAUGUACCUAUGGUCCACAUGAUACUGCCAAAUUGCUUACCACCCAAGUGAAAUGUGAUACUAAAUGUGGUCCUGGUUUUGAAUAUCGUCGUAAGGAUUUGAGUAAAUGUUGUGGUGAAUGUGUCCAGACCCAGUGUGUCUUGGAUGGUCAGUUGUAUGAACCUCAGCAGGAAUGGAAAUCGGAAGAUAGUUGUACCACAUUUGCCUGUAUCGAAAAGGGUAAUAGUUUGAUUGUCAGCUCGGUAAGGGAAACAUGUCCAGAUGUUAGCAGUUGUCCGGAACAUUUGUUGAUGGAUCAGGAAGACAGCUGUUGUAAGAUAUGUAAAGAAGUACCCAAGCCGGAAGAUCAAACUGAUUGUCUGCCCGUUUCCUUGGCCGAAUCGGAGACCCGUAACUUGGUUAAGGUCAAUGCCAUGGGCCAUGGUAUUUGCAUUAAUGAGAAACCAAUUCAAGGCUUCACUGAAUGUAUGGGUUCCUGUAACUCCGGUUCGAAAUAUAACAGAGAAACUCUAAUGCAAGACAAGAUUUGCCACUGUUGCAACAUUAAAUCAUACAAAUCCAUUUCGGUUGAGUUGACCUGUGAAGAUGGCACAAAGAUCUCUAAACAAUUGGAAAUUCCAUCGGCCUGUGGUUGUCAACCAUGUUCGGAUUCUACUGAUUAUUAUGGUAUCGAUGGCAUUGAUGUUCGUGUCCAACCAAUGCCAUUGGCUAAAAUGAUUCAAAUGAAGAAACGUUAA
This is a messenger RNA of Musca vetustissima, 11616 nucleotides long. It is a transcript of the gene Hml, whose product is annotated as hemocytin. Bases 1 to 11616 code for a protein of 3871 amino acids. The record is from RefSeq and is a predicted model, not a curated record. Gene Ontology annotation, molecular function: protein binding; chitin binding. Gene Ontology annotation, cellular component: extracellular region; extracellular matrix. NCBI's taxonomy places the organism in Eukaryota, Metazoa, Arthropoda, Insecta, Diptera, Muscidae. The transcript is spliced from 29 exons.